AUGGAUUUCCCAUCAUCAGCCAAUACAAAUACGUUUGACUCUCAAUUUGAUAGGGCUUUGGAUAAUUUACAUAUCAAUAACAAGAGUGAUAACAGCAAUAGUAAUAGUAACACAUGGCAAGAAGAUAAUCUGUAUCAGGAAAAUUUCGAGAUUCAAUCAUUGUCCAAGAGAAUGUCGAAUAAUUUAGAUUCACAUCCACUUUUAAAUGAGGGAACCACAAAUUACGUUCCUGUAGAUAAUAAUGGAUACAUUGCUAUGAAUCAAAGUUCAUCUUAUUCUAAACUUUUCAAUAGAAUACUAAAGUUUGUCCAGUCAAGGACUAAUGUAAGGUUGACUAAAUAUAGGUCUAUAAGUGAUGCGGAAGUUGAUAGGGUGCAAGAUUAUUCAGAGAGAGAGAUUCAUCCUGAUACAACACCAAUAUAUGAUAGAAAUAAAUAUCCUUCAAAUGAAAUUUCAAAUGCAAAAUAUAAUGCUUUCAACUUUUUACCUAUUUUAUUAUAUGAACAAUUUAAAUUUUUCUUCAAUUUAUAUUUCUUAUUGGUGGCAUUAUCCCAAAUUAUACCAGCGUUAAGAAUUGGUUAUCUCUCUUCAUAUAUCGUACCAUUGGCCUUUGUAUUAACUGUCACUAUGUUAAAAGAGGCAAUGGAUGAUAUUAGAAGGAGGAAAAGGGAUAAAGAAGCUAACAAUGAACUCUACCAAGUAUUGGCAAAAUCUUCACAGUUGGUACCAAGUAAAGACUUAAAAGUUGGUGACUUAGUUAAAUUGAAAAAAGGUGAACGAAUACCUGCAGAUUUAGUGUUAUUGCAAUCCUCAGAACCUUCAGGGGAAGCUUUUAUUAAAACAGAUCAAUUGGAUGGUGAGACUGAUUGGAAAUUAAGGGUAGCCAGUCAUUUAACACAAAAUUUAACCGAAGAUGAUUUGAUGAAUAAAAUAAGCAUAACAACCUCAGCUCCAGAAAAAUCAAUCGAUUCAUUUUUAGGUAAAGUUACUUAUAAAGGUGCUACUUCAAAUCCUUUAAAUGUUGAUAACACACUUUGGGCUAAUACUGUUUUAGCUUCUACAGGUACUUGCGUAGGAUGUGUUAUCUAUACUGGUAAAGAUACAAGACAAGCAAUGAAUACAACCAAACCAACAGUCAAAACAGGAUUAUUAGAGCUUGAAAUUAAUAGUAUUUCCAAAAUUUUGUGUAUAUCUGUGUUUGUUUUAUCCAUUUUUAUUGUAAUUUGUGCCGGCUUCAAAAAUAAUGAUUGGUACAUUGAUAUAAUGAGAUACUUAAUUUUAUUCUCUACUAUCAUCCCUGUUUCAUUGAGAGUUAAUUUGGAUUUAGCAAAAUCUGUUUAUGCAUAUCAAAUUGAACACGACGAUACUAUAAAAGAUACCAUUGUUCGUACAAGUACUAUUCCAGAAGAUCUUGGAAGAAUCGAAUAUAUUUUAACUGAUAAGACAGGUACCUUAACACAAAAUGAUAUGCAGUUGAAAAAACUGAAUUUGGGAUCUGUUUCAUACACUAGUGAAACUUUAGAUAUCGUUUCCAAUUAUAUUGAAACAUUAGUUGAAUCCUCUAAAAGCACUACAAACCCAACAAGUAGAUCAGCUGCAAGGAAGGAUGUAUCUGCUCGUGUAAAGGAUUUAGUUGUCACUUUAGCGAUUUGUCAUAAUGUUACACCCACUUUCGAAGACGAUGAAUUAACUUAUCAAGCUGCAUCACCAGAUGAAAUAGCCAUCGUGAAGUUUACUGAAUCAGUCGGUUUAUCUUUAUUCAAGAGAGAUCGUAACUCUAUUACACUUCUUCAUGAACAUUCAGGUGUGACCUUAAAUUACCAGAUAUUACAAGUAUUCCCUUUUAAUUCAGAUUCCAAACGUAUGGGUAUUAUUAUUCAUGAUCAACAGAAAGAUGAAUACUGGUUUUUACAAAAAGGUGCCGAUACAGUAAUGACAAAAAUAGUCGAAAGCACAGAAUGGUUAGAAGAAGAGACUGGCAAUAUGGCUAGAGAAGGUUUACGUACUUUAGUAAUAGGCCGAAAGAAACUUUCUAAUAAAGUAUACCAGCAAUUCAGAAAAGACUAUGAUCAUGCUAGUCUUGCAAUGGUAAAAAGAGAUGAGAAAAUGGCUAACACCAUUACCAAAUAUUUAGAACAUGAUUUAGAACUUCUUGGUCUAACAGGUGUUGAGGAUAAGUUACAAAGGAAUGUUAAGUCAUCGAUUGAGUUAUUAAGAAAUGCUGGCAUAAAAAUUUGGAUGCUUACUGGUGAUAAAGUUGAAACAGCACGCUGUGUUUCUAUUAGCGCAAAAUUAAUCAAUAGAGGACAGUAUGUUCAUGUAAUUACAAAAGUAAACAAACCAGAAGGCGCAUUAUCACAAUUAGAAUACUUAAAGAUAAAUCGUAAUUCAUGUUUGUUAAUUGAUGGUGAAUCUCUGGCGAUGUAUUUAAAAUAUUUCAAGACUGAAUUUUUUAAUGUCACUGUCAAUCUUCCAACGGUGAUUGCAUGUAGAUGUACUCCACAACAAAAAGCUGAUAUUGCAUUAUUGAUUCGUGAAAUGACUCAGAAAAGGGUAUGCUGUAUUGGUGAUGGUGGUAACGAUGUUAGUAUGAUACAAUGUGCAGAUGUUGGUGUCGGGAUUGUAGGGAAAGAAGGUAAACAGGCUUCUUUAGCCGCUGAUUUUUCAAUUACACAAUUUUGCUAUCUUACUGAGUUAUUACUAUGGCAUGGUAGAAACUCUUACAAGAGAUCUGCAAAAUUAGCCCAGUUUGUAAUGCACAGAGGGUUGAUCAUUGCAAUUUGUCAAGCAGUUUAUUCUAUAUGUUCUAAUUUCGAGCCUAUUGCUCUGUACAAGGGCUGGCUGAUGGUUGGUUAUGCAACUUGUUAUACUAUGGCUCCUGUCUUUUCUCUAACUUUAGAUCGUGAUAUCGAUGAAUCUUUGACCAAGAUAUACCCAGAAUUGUAUAAAGAUUUGACAGAAGGUAAAAGUUUAUCAUAUAAAACAUUCUUUACAUGGGUAACCUUAUCCCUAUUCCAAGGUACCGUGAUCCAGCUAUUUUCACAAACUUUCACAAGCAUAGAGCCUGUAGAUUUUGAAAAAAUGGUUUCCAUAAGUUUCGUUUGUUUAGUUAUUAAUGAAUUAAUUAUGGUGGCAUUAGAAAUUUACACUUGGCAUAGGGCAAUGGUAAUAUCAGAGAUUGUCACCUUUGCUUUCUUCAUUUUAUCAAUUCCAUUCUUGGGUGAAUACUUCGAUUUAAAAUACAUGAUAAGACCAUCAUAUUGGUUCAUAUUAAUUUUUAUUUUACUUUUCUCUAUUUUACCAGUUUGGGUUAUGAAAAGCAUUUAUAGACGUUUACAUCCUCCAAGUUACGCAAAAGUGCAACAAUUUUCACUUGUUUAA
This is a messenger RNA of Vanderwaltozyma polyspora DSM 70294, 3381 nucleotides long. RefSeq names its product aminophospholipid-translocating P4-type ATPase NEO1 (gene NEO1). Bases 1 to 3381 code for a protein of 1126 amino acids. The transcript has a single exon. Gene Ontology annotation, biological process: phospholipid translocation; endocytosis; retrograde vesicle-mediated transport, Golgi to endoplasmic reticulum. NCBI's taxonomy places the organism in Eukaryota, Fungi, Ascomycota, Saccharomycetes, Saccharomycetales, Saccharomycetaceae. The record is from RefSeq and is a predicted model, not a curated record. Gene Ontology annotation, cellular component: trans-Golgi network; plasma membrane; endosome. Gene Ontology annotation, molecular function: ATP binding; ATPase-coupled intramembrane lipid carrier activity; magnesium ion binding.